AUGGCGAAUCAGAGGAAGUGUAGCUCUUCAAUUUCAUGUGUUCCCAUCGAUAGUAACAGCACUUCGAACAGUGCUGCUGUUACCAGUAGCACAAGCGAUCGCCAAAGACCUCGUCGGCCGUCAGCCAUCGUGAUUGGUAGCGGGUUUUCCGGGCUGGCAGCAGCUCACGCGCUGCAUCACGCGUCGUUCGAGGUAGUGGUUCUAGAGGCAAGGAAUCGCAUCGGAGGUCGAGCGUUCACAGACUACUCUUUUGGUUUUCCGCUUGAUCUAGGUGCUGCUUGGCUGCACGGUGUUUCUGAGAGUAAUCCAUUGGCUCGGCUGAUUGCGGACCUCCAGCUUCCGCUCUACCGAACCAGCGGGGAUGACUCGGUGCUUUACGAUCACGACCUGGAGAGCUAUGCAUUGUACGAUGAGGAUGGGAUGAAGAUUCCCCAAGACGUGGUGGAACGAGUGGAGCGCGUGUUUGAAGAGAUGCUGGAAGAGACUCGACAGAUUUGCGCAACUACAAGCGAGGACAUGAACAUGGAGCAUGCCCUGGCUCUGGUGGAGCAGCGCAGGCCAGAUUUGGUGUUGCAAGGGGUGGAGAGGCGGGUUUUGCAGUGGUACCUGUGCCGCUUGGAGGGGUGGUUCGCUACAGACCUGAAGAACCUCUCAGCCAAAUGCUGGGAGGAGGAGGAUCUCGUGGAAGGAGGUCACGGGCUCAUGGUCAACGGCUACCUGCCCGUGCUGGAAGCGCUUGCUGCUGGGCUGGACAUUCGUUUUAAUCACAGAGUGGUCAGCAUUGACUGGUCCUCAGCACAGGAUACAGACAAACUAGUUGCCAGAGGGAUGGAUACAGCAGGGGUGGUAGGGGCAACGAGCGUAGAGGCAACACGGGUAGGUGCAGCAGUGGAGGCAGGAGCGACAGGGCAGCAGCAGGGCAGUCACCAGUGUAACAGGCUCACCAAGCAGGGUUCCACUACCCGCUUCUUACCAUGUGCUAGCCUCAGGUGCACUGAGUGUAACAGUUGUGAUCUAGGCAGUAACAGCCAUGGCAGCAUGCUCAACACAAGCAGCAGAAUUAGCAGCAUGUGUGGCCACUUACGUCCUGCUGACAAUCCCGGUUCUUCCAGUAGUGAAGCUGCAGCUGGCGUCAGCAUGCCACGUAGACCUGGUGUCCACAUCACCACGGCCGUCGGCGCCGUUUUUUCUGCUGACGUGGCAAUCGUGACCCUUCCAGCUGGUGUUCUGCGCCUGUCUGUGGGCCACGGUGGCAGCUCAACUCAGGAGAUCCCCUUAGCUGAGACAGCCAGUGGUGUUAGUCGCAGCAACUGCAGUAACUGCAGUAGUAGCAGUAACAGUUAUAAAUGCAGUAACAGUUAUAAAUGCAGUAAAUGCAGCAGAAUAGGCAGCAGCAGCAGCACCCAUCCGUCCACCACUCCUCCCCACCCCAACCGCAUCCAAUUCUCCCCUCCCCUUCCCCCAUCCAAAUGCACCGCACUCCACUCCAUCGGAGUCGGCAUCGAAAACAAAAUCGCUCUCCUCUUCCCCUCCUGCUUCUGGCCCUCGGUAGAAUUCCUGGGAGUGGUGGCAGACACGCCCUACGCGUGCAGCUACUUCCUCAACCUGCACAAGGCGAGCCGGGGCGAGAGGGCAGUGCUGGUGUUCAUGCCGGCUGGGAGGUUAGCAGAGGAGAUGGAGGGGAUGGGGGAGAGCGAGGCUGUGGCGUUCACCAUGCUGCAAUUGAGAAAGAUCCUGCCCCACGCCCCUGAACCGAUCCAGGCACGCAUCACCACAUGGGGGUCAGACCCCUUUUCCCUCGGAUCCUACUCGUACGAUGCAGUGCACGCCCCUCCAGACGUCUACGAUUCCCUCCGCGCCCCCCUCCCUCCCCUCUUCUUUGCCGGGGAAGCCACCUCCCGCGCCCACCCCGGCACUGUUCACGGCGCGUUCUCCACUGGGCGGCAAGCUGCAAGAGAGGCGGUGGAAUUUGUCCGGUUGCUGGGUUUCGGGGAGGAGUCGAGGAUGGUAGGGAAGGAUGAGAGCAAGAAACACGUGGCGCUGCUGCCAGAAUCAGUGGUUUCAGGAGGAGAUGUGAAAGGGGAAGACAGCAAUUUGUCUCAGGUGGAUGCUUAUCAAAGUGGUACCAAGUGGCCCAAGUCUCGCAAGUCUCACGACUCACUCGAGCAGGGGCAAGUGGGAAACGGCCCAGCUUUCUCAGACCCGUCCGCGUUGACACAGCACGUGGUUUCUGGGGAGAUUGAGGCGGUUUCACGAGAAGAAUGGUGCAUCCGCGGGCCGAUCGGGCUUCUCUCCGUGCUUGUAUCGCGGCCCGCCAUGUCGUGGAGGGGAUAUAAAAACAGCGUGAAUGGCGGCGGCGGCGGCGGAGGCGGCGGAUGGAACGGAUCGGCUACUCCUCCACCUUCCUUUAAUCCGUCCGCGCCUCCGCCUAAUACGUCUGCGCCGGUGUGCUUUAGUUUCCUCUCCCCUGCCGGAUGCCGAUUCGGCCACAGCUGUCGUUUCUCCCACUCCGCGCUUCCCCAAUCCCUCUCCGCGCUUCCCCAAUCCCUCUCCGCGGUUACGCCUGCCCCCUCCGCGCUUCCCCAAUUCCUCUCUGGGUUACCCCCUAUCCACUCCGCGCUUCCCCAACCCCUCUCCGCGGUUCCCCCUGCCCACAAUUCGCUUCCCCAAUUCCUCUCCGCGUUUCCCCCUACCAGCACCGCGCUUCCCCAAUCCAUUUCCGCGUUUCCCCCUGCCCACCCCGUGCUUCCCCAAUCCCUCUCCGCGUUUCACCCUUCUCACUCCGCGCCCCUCCCCUCCCCGUUUCUCGGUAUCUCAUCCGCGAAUCCACUCUCGAUUGCCUUCCAGCAGCUUUCGACGAACCCUCAAGGAAAUUUCCAAGCGGGGCAUAGAGAGGGGCAUGCAGGUGCAGGGGGCGAGUGUGUGAGAGUGAGUGUGAUGUCGUACAACGUGUUGGCGUCCUGCCAUGCUGCCAAGUUCGCCCGCGAGCUCUACCCCGGAGUGCCAAGAGGCGUGCUGCACUGGAACCAGCGGAGGCACGGCAUCGUGAAGGAGAUCAAGCAGCAUGCGCCGGACCUCAUCUGCUUGCAGGAGGUGGACAACCAUGCGGAUCUAUGUGGAGCGAUGAGCAAGCUGGGUUACGACAGCAUCUUUCAGUGUCGCACAGGAGGCAACAAGGAUGGCUGCGCUAAUUUCUGGAAUACCAAGAGGUGGUCCUGUGUUGACUCCCAGUCCAUCGAGUUUGCAGCUGUUGGUCUGAGAGACAACGUUGCCCUGCUCACUGUGCUAAAGUUUGUUCGAGAAACCAAGGAGGGGGAAGGAGUCGAGGAUCUGGAAGAAGGAGAAGAGAGGGACGAAGAGAAUAGCAGCCUUCUUGUCCUGGCCAACAUCCACGUGCUUUUCAACCCCAAGCGGGGAGACAUCAAGCUGGCUCAGAUGUCCCGGCUCCUGUCUGCCGCCCAUCAGCUGUCGGAGAAGCAUGGGAGCUGUCCGGUCGUGGUGUGUGGGGAUUUCAACGCCACUCCUGCUAGUGCACUCUAUGACUUCAUCGCUUCAUCACAGACCGAGAAUCGCCAUGCAUGCCCCAAGGGUGAACCUUUGCUGACGUCUUUCCAUGCGAACUUCUGCGGAACUGUGGAUUACAUCUGGCACACCCACGAGCUGGAGGUGCAGCGGGUGCUAGACGUGCUCCCAGCAUCCCACUUUGCUCACAAUGGUGCCAUGCCCACUCACCGCUGGCCCAGCGACCACUUCUCCCUCGUUGCAGAGUUCACCCUCCGAUGUCAGUCGAAAGAGCAGUAA
Closterium sp. Yama58-4 is the source of this 3801-nucleotide messenger RNA. Lineage: Eukaryota; Viridiplantae; Streptophyta; Zygnematophyceae; Desmidiales; Closteriaceae. The record is from the annotation of a GenBank genome assembly.